UUACACGCCAGGGAUCGGGUGGGCGUUGAAGACUUUGUCUUAUUAGAGGACUACACGAAUCCAAACGCUUUCAUCGAUAAUCUUAAAAAGCGUUUCAAAGAAAAUCUAAUUUAUACAUUUAUCGGACAAGUUUUGGUUUCGGUUAAUCCGUACAAGAAUUUGGAUAUUUAUUCCAAUGAGAUCAUUGAAAAGUACCGAAAUGUCAACCUUUAUGAGUUGCCGCCACAUAUUUUUGCAAUUUCUGACGUCUCUUAUCGUUUGAUGAGAGAGGAGUCCAGAGAUCAAUGCAUUUUAAUCUCUGGCGAAAGUGGUUCAGGAAAGACAGAGGCGUCCAAAAAGAUUCUCCAGUAUUUGGCGGCCGCCAGUCAUCACAACCCGACCGUUGAGUCCGUCAAAGACAAACUCCUUCUUUCAAACCCAGUAUUAGAGGCGUUCGGAAACGCGAAGACAAACAGAAAUGACAACUCGAGUCGCUUUGGAAAGUAUAUGGACAUUGAGUUUGAUUACUUGGGCUCUCCAUUGGGCGGACACAUCAAUAACUAUCUGUUGGAGAAGUCGCGAGUUAUUCAUCAGAAUAAAGGCGAACGAAAUUUCCACAUAUUUUAUGAGUUACUGAACGGCGCCGACGACGAGACUCUGACCAAACUCUUCUUGAGAAGAGACCCUCAGAGCUAUUUCUAUCUGAAUCAGGGCGACAGCGAAGAGAUCACCGGAACUGAUGACUCCAAACAGUAUACUGUCGUGAAGAAUGCUUUCAAAGCGUUUGACUUUGGAGAGAAAGAACAGAAUACCAUUCUGUCGAUCGUAUCCUCAGUUCUUCAUAUGGGAAACACAGGCUUUUAUGAAGAGGAUGGGCAGGCAGUGAUCGCUCAACUCAAGACUGUGUCACACAUUUGCAACCUAUUGCAGUGCAAGGAGGACCUCCUGCAGCACGCCUUCACCAACCGGACCAUUGAGGCGAGG
This is a messenger RNA of Oppiella nova, 963 nucleotides long. The record is from the annotation of a GenBank genome assembly. NCBI's taxonomy places the organism in Eukaryota, Metazoa, Arthropoda, Arachnida, Sarcoptiformes, Oppiidae.